GGGUCUGCUGCUGAGUCCCUGAGUCCUCCCCAGAGCCCUCAGAGUGCCUGCCCCUCCCCCACUGCCCAGGCAGCCACGGCCUGGAGCCAGCCUGACCAGGGCUCCAGCAACCUCGAUGAGGAGGGGUCGAGCACCUGGGAGGAGCCGGAAGUCACCCAACCCUCUCUCCAGGACAAACUCCACGUGAAAGUGGCUGACCUGGUAGUGUUCCUGCUCCUCAAAUACCGCAACAAGCAGCCGACCCACCAGGCAGAGAUGCUGGAGAUCAUCAGCAAAGAUUACCAGGACGACUUCCCAGUGAUCUUGGGCCAAGCCUCCGAGUGCAUGAGGCUGGUCUUUGGCGUGGACGUGAAGGAAGUGGACCCCAGCGACCACUCCUACAUCCUGGUCACCGUCCUGGGUCUCACCUGUGAUGGGAUGCUGAGCGGUGAGCAUGGCAUGCCCAAGACCAGCCUCCUGGUGCUGCUACUGGGGGUGAUCCUCCUGGAGGACGACUGUGCCCCUGAGGGGGAGGUGUGGGAAGCGCUGGGGGUCAUGGGGGUGUAUGCUGGCAAGGAGCACAUCAUCUAUGGGGAACCCAGGGACCUCCUCACCAAAGUCUGGGUGCAGGAAGGGUACGUGGAGUACCGGCAGGUGCCCGGCAGCGACCCUGCCCGCUACGAGUUCCUGUGGGGUCCCAGGGCCCACGCCGAGACCAGCAAGUUGCAAGUGCUGGAGUAUUUGCUCCGGGUCAAUCACAGGCAGCCCGGUUCCUCCCUGAUCCUGUCUGAAGGAGCUGUGAGCGAUGAGGAAGAGGGGGCCUGAGUCCCAGUGGCAGCCAGGCCCUUUCCAGGCUUUGGUAGGGUCAGCAGCUUCUCCUGCGGGGUGCUGGGCAUGAAGUGAGGCCACAUUUUGGUUCUUCCCUGUGUGUGUGAAGAGAGAGCCCCGGGAGUUCUAAGUAGGGCAGGGCCAGGGAAGGUUGGGAGAAGAAAGCAGGGUGAAGAGCCAGCCUCUCUGGGGGCCUGUUCUCUGCGAUGACUCCGACAUCCAGAGCUUGGUUUUCUUGAGGAAGCUCUCAAAUGUUGUUCCUUGGAAUAGAAGGUUUAACAGCUUCGGCAGCUAAGUGUGUGCAUGACAUCCACCCCACAGCAUUUGUACUUACCCAGUUCAAGAGUUUUAAGAGUUUUGUCAUGUUCUGAAAAUAAGGUGGGAGAUCUUCCCUCCUUGUUUGGGUUCUGGAAUGAAAUCACAGGGCAUUGGCAUAGGAAUUUGUUGGAAAGGCAAAAGAAUGGAGCAGUCAAGU
Molecule: messenger RNA, 1282 nt
Organism: Leptonychotes weddellii (Weddell seal)
Lineage: Eukaryota; Metazoa; Chordata; Mammalia; Carnivora; Phocidae
Product: melanoma-associated antigen 8-like
Biological process (GO): negative regulation of transcription by RNA polymerase II
Cellular component (GO): nucleus
Source: RefSeq, a predicted model, not a curated record